AUGGAUAAGAUAUAUUAUCCUGUCCAGAAGAGCUCCGCUGAUCCACGUACCACGAAUCUGGAAUUUGAGGUCCAGGAACAAACGUUCCUAGACAUGCGCGAGAGCUUAAACUCGUUUUCACUUGAUAUUCAUGGGUUCGAGAGUCGUCUGUGGCCUACUCAGAUGGACACAUCCGACUUUCAGGAUCGUGAAAAGGUUGAAUCGUGCUAUUUCGACGAGGCCAGGGAGAUUCUCAAGACCAUAGAUGAGGGUUAUGACAACGUCUAUUUCUUUGAUUGGCGAUUACGCGAUGCUUCAGCUCCAAGGAAUCGGAGUCGCCUCGACAUGAAUGAUCUCACGACCUGGCUGCUACCUUCGCAGAACGUACAUAUCGAUCAAAGUGCAGCCAGUGUCCUCAAACGAGUUCAACUUCAUCUGCCUGAUGACGCAGAAAAUCUUCUGCAAGGCAGGGUUCGAGUGAUCAACAUCUGGCGCCCUAUCCGAGGACCUGUAGAAGAUUACCCGCUCGCUCUUUGCGAUGGCACCUCCGUGUCUGAUGUUGACCUGAUUGCCUGCGACCACGUCCGGAGGAAUUUUAAAGGAGAAACCAUCUACCCGUACUACAGCCCGAACCAAAAAUGGUAUUAUUUGAGUAAGCAGGAAAAAGACGAAGUAUUGUUGAUUAAAAUGUUUGACUCGGAUCCAUCUGUCAAGGCAUCCAUGACUUUUGCUGACUUUGAGGAGAAUCACCUCAUGCAUCUUUUCACCAUCCACGCUGCCCAUCCGAUGCACUUCCGCGAAUGA
Pestalotiopsis fici W106-1 is the source of this 783-nucleotide messenger RNA. RefSeq lists its product as uncharacterized. The record is from RefSeq and is a predicted model, not a curated record. Bases 1 to 783 code for a protein of 260 amino acids. The transcript has 5 exons. Gene Ontology annotation, molecular function: oxidoreductase activity. Lineage: Eukaryota; Fungi; Ascomycota; Sordariomycetes; Amphisphaeriales; Sporocadaceae.